Messenger RNA from Dicrocoelium dendriticum, 294 nucleotides. The record is from the annotation of a GenBank genome assembly. Lineage: Eukaryota; Metazoa; Platyhelminthes; Trematoda; Plagiorchiida; Dicrocoeliidae.
AUGUGGAAGCUUGAAAUAAUAACCCCGAUUUACAAAUGUGUAAGCAGAAUUGAUCUCUCCAACUACCGCCUAAUAUCCCUACGUCCUAUACUCUCCAAAGUCAUGGAAUCCAUAGUUGCCGGUGCACUGGUGUGCUAUCUGAAAAACCGCAACCUCAUCACUCCUGAACAGCACAGUUUCCACCGACAGCGGCCAUGCACAACGAGUUUCCUAAUUGUAUGCAGUAGUUGGACCGAGUCAGUUAACAUUGGAGGAGGCGUUGAUGUGAUCUGGCAUUUUCGAAGGCUUUCGAUC